AGCGACAUGCCUCAGGGCGAGUCGAUGCAGCAGCCAGCAGGGAUGACUUGGAUGCCACCGGCCAACCAGCCGCAACAAGUGCCGACAACAGUUCAGGACAACCUCUCAUACUACGUCAGGGAUGAUCACCAACACGUAAACGCAUGGGAGCAGCCCCUGCCGCCCUCGUCGUCGUCGUCGAUGCAGCAACGGCCCACGGAGGCUGUGGCAACGCCCGUCACGAUGGCCCAUGGGCUCUAUGGCCUGUCCGACGCAUCAAGCCGGUGGGCCCAGAAGCCUCUGCCGGACAACUUCGACCAGCAUUCCGUCCUGGACCCGGAGACGCCCAUCGGCCAGGCUUACACCACCGACGACACCGUGCCCAUCCUUGACCUCAGGUACACGACCCCAUCGCAUGACAACGCGGACCAGAUGAACCUCGACGGCAGCGUGGCCAGCCAUCGCAUGUCCGGCUCGUCGUUUGCCAUGUCCGACAUGGCCUCGUACGAGGAGUUCUCUGCCGCUCUCUCCGAGGUUCGAUCAAUCAACUCUGACUACCCCCCGCCUUCAAACAGAACGUCCCUCAUGUCGUCUACGCAACUCUCCCCUGUGGCGUCUCCCCGCCUGCCGCAGUCUCGCCCCGAGCAGGUCAGAACCCAGAGCCGCGGCCGCGCCUCGCCGUCUCCCCGGCCGAGCAUGAGGGCUGCCCCGUACGAGAUCACGCGAGGGAACAAGACGCAGCGGUGGUCCACCGGGUCCUACAGCGUGGCCCAGAGGAGGGCCUCUCCGGCGCUCUACCACUCGCCUCCUCCCGUCUCUCAGAGAUACUCGUAUCAGUCCGUUCCUGCGUCGACCACGGCCACGGCCUCGGCCUCAGCCUCGGCCAUGUUCCCCAACCAGCAGCCGAUGAACGCCAGACCUCCCUACAUGAUGGGCGGGCCAUCGUCUUUCAACCGGAACAGCAUGGUCCUCGCCUCUCAGCUGCCUACGCAGGUGCCCUCGUACUUUUACAACCACAACGAGACGCACGGCGUUGUCGCCACGCCCCCGACCCUGCCCUCGCACGGCCUCCUCCGAGUUCUCCAAAGCAACGGCGAGCCGCAUCCCUUGACCGGCCUCUACGCAGACCUAUCCGACCCCCCGGACCUGUUUGGCUGUCUCCAGGAAGAGCAGGCCCCGCCUCCACCCGAAGAUAUGAAUCCCUCGGACCCGGAGAUGGUGCCCUAUGAGCAGGAGCUGCGGUUUGAAAACGACCUGUACACCCCGCGCUGGGUGCGAGGACACGGCAACAAGAGGGAGGGAUGGUGCGGCAUCUGCAAGCCCGGGAGGUGGCUGGUGCUGAAGAACUCUGCGUUCUGGUACGACAAGUCUUUCUCCCACGGCAUCAGCGCGGCAACCGGCACUCCCUUCCAGGAGCCUCUGGAUUCGAGGCGCAUGAACGGCAACCCGGAUAUUUGGGAGGGUCUUUGUGGCAGCUGCAACGACUGGAUCCCUCUUGUCAGCAGCAAGAAGAAGGGAACAACCUGGUUUAGACACGCUUACAAGUGUCACACGCACCCGAAAGCCAAAGACGCUCACAAACGCCGUCGAGAAAACAGCCAGCAUCGACCGGGUGGCCAGAUGCCGCAGCACGAAUCGCUCCGACCCAUGACGCCUCAGAUGUCCUCUCCAGGCUCCGGUAUGGAGGGACAGAGUCUGGCAAUGGCUGCCUCGAUGUCUAUGCCCUCGCAGCCUAUGGACUCCCGAUACAUGCCAAUGCAGCAACAAGCUCAUGCGCACGGCGGUAUGCCGCAGAGGUCGGACUCUGUGAGGUCGCAGAAUGCACCCAUGGACUCGUAUCCUGGAAUGAUUUAA
Trichoderma reesei QM6a is the source of this 1833-nucleotide messenger RNA. RefSeq lists its product as uncharacterized. The transcript is spliced from 3 exons. The record is from RefSeq and is a predicted model, not a curated record. Lineage: Eukaryota; Fungi; Ascomycota; Sordariomycetes; Hypocreales; Hypocreaceae. The annotation marks the transcript as partial.